Molecule: messenger RNA, 626 nt
Organism: Acanthochromis polyacanthus (spiny chromis)
Lineage: Eukaryota; Metazoa; Chordata; Actinopteri; Pomacentridae
Product: small lysine-rich protein 1
Exons: 3
Coding region: 218-469 (83 amino acids)
Source: RefSeq, a predicted model, not a curated record
AUGCAGCAACAGAAUUUACAGGUUUGCAGGAGAAGCCAACCCCCUUUAUUACGAGGGAGUCUGCUGUCUCUACGACAACCAGACACAAACAAAUGAGGUAUCAGUGUCUCAGCUGAAGCCACUUGGUUGCCACCUACAACAGUGCCAAGUCCAGAACUGAAUUCUUCACAGAUGGGUGAAGAAUCUCAUAUCUGAAGCAACUGUGACACCUUUCACUAUGCCCACCAAAUCCAGAAAAUCGAGGUCCCGCAGUUCGAAGCCCGCCAAAAAGACUGGCAGUCCAAAAACACCCAAAAAGAGGUCCUCAAGUGCCAAACCCACCAAGACGGAGGUGGACAUCCUCAGCCCGGCAGCUAUGGAGAAUGUCUACUACAUUUCCCACAAUGCAGCACAGUGUCUGGAUUUCAGAGGCUUUGGGUGGCCAAAUUCAAAGAAGAAAAAGAGAGCAAGACGAAAGAAGAAAAAGUAGAUCAUAGAUUCUGCCAAAGUUGAGAUUUUGUUUUUUCUUACAAAGGUUGAAGGGAUCAGAUUUGAAUACCUUCCUGUGGCACCAUCUGGACAUAACAGCAUGAAAACAAAACUCUGCAGGUAAAACUACUAAAUUCACAACACUAGAGACUUUAAAA